UGAUAACGGUUGUCUGGUUGUCGUUUUGUUUAGUUAAUUAGCUUAUAGUAUUUUGUUGUUUUGGAUGAUUUUAAAACAGUUUUUUACAUUAACUGUUCGAUAGAAUUAAGCUGUUUUGGAAGACGAUUUUCUCUUCUUAAACUUACCAUCGUUACUUGGACGAUAUUACGUUGAGAGCUAAUUUUUUGUUUUCACAAUUUACGUAGCGCGCGCAUACGGAAUCUUGCAAUUACGUCAUUUAUAUCUCCGUAGAAACAAACUCUAAUUGGUGUGACUCGCUAUGUUUACAAAUAUCUUUAUUGUGCCACAGUUUUUUGAACACGAGCUCUAAGGUUUGACAGUAUAUUAUUUCUAGAGACAUAUUAAUGAUUUCUACAAACGACAGUUUCGCGCAGUUCGUUUUCUUCAAAACAGCAGGCAACGUUCCGGCUGAGCUUUUCCAACAAUCCUGGAUACCCAUAGCGAAGGGUUUUCUGGCCCGGGGGAUAACUAAUAUCAUACUUAGCGCAAGAGUAGGACCCCAGAGUGAUUUGAGCAAAUUCACAUUUGUCAGCAAGAAUUGGUGGGACUCGGUUACAGCAAUAAAGGGAACUUUCCCCAAAGGUCUUCCCGGUCCAUCAAAGAAGGGAAAUAUAAACGUCUCUCAGGGUGGAAUUUUCAAGGUCGAAGAGUGCUCAGACCUUAUCAAACACCAGUUAUUGUCAGGAAAGACUAAAAACACCUACAAGAUCCUCAUUAUGGUACCCAUCAAGGAAACCCCGGCAAAAGAGUACAUGCAAGAGCUCAAGACCCGAAUACAGGAAAUCUCGGGGUAUGACAGUCUUUGUGUGUACAGAUUAGACCCCUGCUCGGGAGAUCUAACUAGGCCUUGGUUCUACAGCUGGAUAAUCGAGGCAUACUUCCACUCACAUUUGUUUAGUCCUGAUGAGGCAAUGGAUGUAUUUCGGGAUAACAUGAAACUCCCUGAUAGUUGGGAUAUGAGUAUACACGUGGACGACAUGCAACUUACACCCCAAGACAUCACAUAGGAAUUGCUCGUACACCGUUGUUAUUGGGAAAUAAGUGAUUCUUCAACUAAUAAAUUGCUGUUUAGACAUUU
Messenger RNA from Nematostella vectensis (starlet sea anemone), 1099 nucleotides. RefSeq lists its product as uncharacterized. The record is from RefSeq and is a predicted model, not a curated record. Lineage: Eukaryota; Metazoa; Cnidaria; Anthozoa; Actiniaria; Edwardsiidae. The transcript has 2 exons. The coding region runs from base 366 to 1028 and encodes 220 amino acids.